Spirometra erinaceieuropaei is the source of this 21031-nucleotide messenger RNA. NCBI's taxonomy places the organism in Eukaryota, Metazoa, Platyhelminthes, Cestoda, Diphyllobothriidea, Diphyllobothriidae. The record is from the annotation of a GenBank genome assembly.
AUGCCGAGGGAUCAUUAUGAACGCGACGCCUCUUUUUCGUAGACUGAUAUAUUCUCAUUUACUGAUCCUUAAGGCUUCUUCCGAAGGUGAUCAAUGGAGGCAUCGCGGGAAUCGUUGGCGUUUCGUGCGUUUUUCCGAUAGACCUUGUUAAAACCCGCUUACAGAAUCAACAAGUGGGCUCAAGGAUGUAUGAAAACAUGUGCGUAUAUCUUUCCAUCCUGCAAUUUUUUAAACAAUCACAGAGCAGCUUGGCUUUAUGCGCCCACGCGCGCGCCGAAUUUUCCAACAUACAAAAGUGGCUUUUCAGCAUAGAUGUUGACAAUGCCUGUUUAUCAGACUAAUCAGGUUAUUAAUUAUGUGGGGAAUUCAAAAUAAGUAAAUAAUACAUUGAUUCAUAUGACUGUGUUGUAGAAAUUCUGACCAACGACCCUUCUCGGCUGACCCAAAAAUCGAUGUUUUGUUGUGCUCGGAAUCGUGUAUUACCUUAUUUCAAUAUGCACAUGUUAUCUUGUCGUAAUUUUGCGCAGUUAACGGGAUUUUUUGCCCACUUUUGCAGAUAAUUUCUGCAAAAUGGCAAAUUUUGAUGGGAUUGCAGUAACCCAGGUUUAGUCCCUACUGAUAGUCUGCGGCUAGUUUCGUGACUAGCUGACUCUUGUCGAUAGUUUCCCGAGGCACAACCACUAGCAGUUGCCACUUGCGAUUGGCGUUAAAGGUCAAUCAGAUCACCUGCCGCAAACAUGCCCGCAAAUCUGAGUUACUAGUGCCGGACGAUGUUAUCUGGGAAUGAAACAAUGUCACUAGUAGUUUGCUAGUUUCCUAGGGCGAUUGGAUUAGAGAUUUUUAGUUUUACUUUCGUAACUAGAACUAACUCUAACUGUACCUUAAUUCUGUCCGAUAUUCUAACACUGGGUAUAUGUUUACGACUCGGACCCGAUCACACUGGGAGAAGGUAGCCUCUUUGAAUUUUAGCAUGUUUAGGCUAUUGCCGAACUGUCCUAGUCUUUCGCUAUGCAAUUCGCCACGAGUAGCAUUUUUUGGAAUUACCUUUCAAGUUGAGUCAAUGCUGGCAGACUUGUAAACUGAAUCCAUCCAUUAUUUUUCAUUCCGUUGUUGUCAUGGCUUACUGGGGCGCUUUCUUGUCCAAACAAAUUUAUUUUGAAAUGUUCCUCCACUAAAUCCUAUGUAACUUUCAUUAUUUGAUCUUGCACCUUUAAGCCUUGAUUGCGCUCGCAAAACCUACCGUGCCGAGGGCUUCUUCGGGAUGUACCGAGGUAUGCGUUGAUUUUGGUUCGUUUAGUUAAAAAAACUUGCUCCUGAGGUUAGGAAUGUGAUGGCAUACACAAAUACACUUACGGACGUUCACCAAAGUCAUUGCGCAUACUUUCAGUUAAAUAAUUGAAAUGUGCCAAAACUUUUUUAGGAGUGAAUUUUAAUGUGGGUGGUGUUUUGAUACAAAUCGUGGCAGUUCGUUGCAGCUGACGAUGUCCGACGUAUGCUCCACAACAACGUGAAUCAAACUAGGUGACUUACACGUGAAUUAGUUUACAGUGAGAGUAGACUUGCACUGCACCUGCCGCACUCGCUACCUCUCUCAACCUGGGCCCUGUAUAGAGACUCAGUCAGAAAGACCUGGAGAGGGCGCAGGUAGGUGGCACGGCCGGACCCACACCUAGACGUACCACCACAUCCCCCCAUCCACAACAAGCACUCGACCAGGAUUCUAACAAGCAACACCACAGCGGUUCAGAAAGAGGAUGAGUGGGCGGCCAUGCUCACGACCUGUUUACGUGGCGGAAGCGCAAGCGCAUCUCUCGGCAGGGAGCCAGGUGCCAAGUCUUCAGAAUUAACGUGAAAUUUAAUCCUUGUUUUGUGGGUAGUCCAACAUAAGUCUACUUGGAGUUAAUAACAGAGGUCCUUAUAAGCUCCAUUUAAACGGCAGGCCUAAACCAUGGAAAGCUAUUUCGUUGGCAUGCUAUCAUACAGCAUGAUCGGCCACAGGGGAUCUUGACGAAAAGCAUCAAACGCCGACUGACGAAACGGAUGGAGAUGGGCUACUGUUUUCAGUCGCAGUGUUCGGAGAUUCGACUAAGAGAUAAGUGCUUGCAAAACAUUCCCACCGCGACUGAAAGCCGCACUAGAAGAAACAUCACUUAGAAAGUCCAGGCGACAUGACAAUAAUUUUAUAAAUGAAAAUAGCCAAUUAUUUGGAUAGAAGUCGUACCGGAGUUUGCAUUGUGCUUUGCAAAGGUAUUUAACUAGGUCCUGCCCUUGUGAUACAAAUGGAGCACUGGGUCGCUGUGUGUGUUUUCUAUGUGAUUUGUGGUUUCACCGGUUUUUGUACAGGUCAAACAUCCUUAUACAGACUUCACAACGUUCCCAAAUCCUAAUUGCUCGGCGACAUCACGUGAACUGGCAUUCCUCAGUUUUCCCGCAUCGUGAUCAUAGACCAAUUCCGUUUUGACAUGAAACUCGUUCAAGGCCAGAUAACUCUUGCUUGUCUACAGUCAUUGUUCACUAAAUUGCUAUUACUCUCCUACCAUAACUUCACACCACGCUUAAAUUCAUGGGCUAGUUCUUCCCAGCCAAUAAAGCUUCCCUAUUAAACCAAUCCCACUGGGGAAUUGUCACUUCUGUAGUACGUAUAUCUUGCACGCGUUGGCCGGCGUUUCUAUAAGAUGAACCGGACUUUCCAGAAAGCAUUAGCAAGGAAUGCACUUAUUUCAGUCGUACAUAAGAAUACACCUUAGAUUCUGCGUCUGAAGAGAACGAGGUAUUUCGCCUCAGAAGGAUUCAUUUGAAUAUUUUGAAGCCUUCAUUCUUACAGUAGGUGACGGGACUCGCGAAAUAUGCAUAAAUUUAAAAAAUGUCUAAUCACGCCAUGACCGGCCCAUUUGCAUCAACGCUAACCCCCAAUCAAUUACGAAGGAAAUUCAGUUAAGUGAGAGUACAAAAGAAUUUUCGAAAUUAGUGUUACAUUGGUUAGGUACAAUAGUCUUCUCAAGGUAAACGUACAUUUCGAUAGGUCACAUAUUCGUGUUAAAUGCGUAAAGUUGGUUGUGGGCUUACACAGGGUCUCCAUGCAGAAAAGACGACUAACUAAACGGGAUAAUUGUCAGGGUAAAUAUCCUUCAAGAUUUAAUGCAAUACAAAGUAUGGCAAUUAUUUACUUGCCCGAUUUUUGAUUGUGUUUCAAAGUGCUGUCACGAGAAUUCUGUUUUAUAUUCUUGUUUCUGCAAUGCUUGAGAUAAGGGUGACUAGGGCAAAGAGGUCUCCCUUGAUUUCGCGGAUAGGGACUCCGUAGGAAUAAAAGAUUGCUAAGGUCACAUGUCAAGAACCCAGUCAUCGACUUAACUUGGAUUAUAAUUAGUAGACAGAGCUAGAAUCACUAUUUUCUGUGUACCAGAAGAAUUGUUCCUCUGCAAAAUUACCUUGCGCUUUCCGGUGACGGUGGAAUUUGCUAAGUUUCCCGACGUCCUUGCAGUGACAGUGAAUACUGCUGUUUUCGGUAUUCUCGGUCGAUUACCCAACAUGCUGGGUUCCGCUGUUUUUUUUUUAUCAAUGCCUUCAAAAUAAGACUGCUUUUGAGACCUUUUGCCAAAGUAGUAAGUUUCCCGACGUUUUAUUUCAUGCAGAUAAUGGGUCGGGUCGUAUUUUGAGGCUCAUCUGAACAUAAAAACCUGGUCUUCGAAGAAAGUAGCUUCACUGCGAAGCUUUGCGAUGAAUAUACUCCUGAUAAAUCGGCAAACCUCCACUAUAUUACCUCUCAAAAUGCGCUUUUCUAGGGUAUUUCGCCGACAGAUGUCUUCGUACUUCCAGGGUACUGUCGAUGAAUUUCUGGCCCGCUCAUGCAUUUUACUGGCAAAUAUGAAUAACUCCUCUUCCAUAACCGACAGAACUGCACUUUGUCUUCUUACUGGGACGAGAUUUAUCAGUGUUUCAAAAUGCCCUCCUCCACGAUCCACAGAUAGUAAUUACUGGAUUGGGAAAUCUGUAUGAACAUGCGCAAAGUGAGGGUUGCGAAAUUAUAUAUGCCAGUCACUCAUCCAACAACCGCAGAGGAGCUUUGCUUGGCACGUUUUAAGCCAAUUCAGCCCGUUUCUAGCUUGCAUGACCAGUUAUUAGUUUCGUACGCCACGUGCAAUAUGCGGUGGCCACAACAUUAUCACGUUCUGCGACGAGGCGGUUUGUUGUAACGCUCAUACGUUUAUCGACAAUUUGCGAACUACUUCGAUUAAUCCGUGGUUCCCAUAGCUGGGAUAUCUGUUAGGAGAGCCUGUGAGAAUUCAUCCUUUGCCAUAUAAUCCGCCAGUCACCCCAUCUCCAUAAAUCGCAUUCUAGAGACAAGGGAGAUUGUUUAUGAUUAGCGUUGCUGAUAUCCGUUUGUCAUAUUUGUCGAAGUCAAGUCCGGGGCACCCGGUAUCCGUUUUCCUCAACUUUCCUAUAUUCAGGCGAUUCGAUCUCACUUCCACACUUACUUUACUCCUUAUUUGCAAUUUGCCAACCUUGUUUUUUUUUCAGGAUCUGGCGUCAAUCUCCUCCUCAUCACCCCAGAAAAGGCCAUUAAGCUAGUCUGCAAUGACUUCUUUCGAUACCACUUAAAGCCUGAGGGGUAAGUCCGCAUUAUUUUGAUCUUUACCCGGCAUGCCUAUCUCCAAUAAUGUCGAAUAUCCCAAGGCGUCCACAAUGACAUAUGGUUGCUUAAUUUUUCCAGUAGUUCACGACCGUCAUUACCUCCAGGUGAGGACCCUGUAUCGAGAAACAUCCGUAAGAUAAUUCCGAGUCUUGAAAUGGACUAACCAGGAACCAGAAAAUAAGUCCAUGGAAGUGAAAUCUCCGAGCGUAAUCGACACGUGUGGGGAGACACCCACAUGGGUUUCGUAUACCAAAAAGGUCUCCCUUGCGUUUGUUUAGUCGCUCACUUUGCACGUGGGUGCGGUUGGCCACCACACCCGUUGGUCGUGUUCCAAUUUAACACGAUUUGUUUAAGACACCGUACUGUAAACACAGUGUCUGAAAAUCCGCUGGCAUACUGCCAUUGGCCCUCACCCCCUAACUGCCAGGUUUGAACUGUACGGCGUUCUGCGCGUAUCUUGUGAGUGGCAGUCGCACCCAUACGAUAAUGUCACCCCAGUGUGACGUAUUGGAGCCGCGCCGACCUCCGAACCCAGGGAUCGCAGGAAACCACACCUGCAGUAAGCCGUUCCAUACGUUCAGCAGUGGGGUAACUACAAAUAGUGUACUUUGCGCGGCUGAAACUAAAUCACAAAAUGGCCUUUACUCCUAAAACUCAUAAGCAUAGGCAUUGUGCAUGCAACGGUUCUGGAAAAUCCCCAGAGAAGAUUAUGCUACUCCGUGGCCACGCAUUAUGUCUGACCGGUCAUUUUUCGAGUAUUGGAAGUCAGAUUGCAGGCAUCAAGUCUCGGCAAUAUGGCCUCUUGCCCAAAACUGCGACUUCAGGCAAGUUUGUUUGACUUCGAUGCUGCCGACCAAGGUGCACCCCUCCGAUUUACGAUGAAGGACAUGUUCGAACGGAAAGGUUUGCUGACCAUUUUCAAGUUCUUUGCCGUUUACGAGCAUUCCUACCCCGAUUCCAGUUCUGAAAUACCUUGAAUUUUGACCCAAGUCCAUGGGUUUCCUACGCCUAAUGCUCUGUCAGCUGCGCUCGGGAGUUAGUAAACAUUUUAAAGUUUUGUUGAGGAAAAAAGCAAGCGUGACUGGAAUGCCUGAGGAAGAGUUCUCCCUUGGAACGCCAAAGCAAAAGGGAGCAGUUGUGUUCCUUCCUGAAAUCACAUUGACGAGGCGCUACUUCCGCAUUUAAAAUCAAGUAGGAAUGGCCUUCAUGCAACCAGCUGCGACUUCCAACGAGCCCGACGGAAGCACUAACUUAGGUUACGAUGGUCGAAAUGCCGUUGUGUGGAAGUAUGAAGUAGUUCGUCUGUCAAACUCUGCUGGAAUUAACACUAUCGUAGAAGACAUCAAUGGCUUGAAAAGAGGACGGAGACGCGAUCGCUGUAACAGUAGGUUUAUUAGUCUGAACUUUCGAACUCGCACAAGAGUCCAUCAUCAGAGGCUGUGUGAGGGAAACGACCGGUAAACAUUUUUGUAAUCGAACACGCGGCAGGAGAAGGGGUAGUGUCGGUGCCUGUGUCAGGCUCGUGCUGCCUGGCUCACAGUGAUCUCACGGCGUGGUGACAGCGUGCGUCUUUGACGGGGAGGUAGGCCACGCCACCUGGCUGCGUGGCGGAGCGCGUGAUAACACGGGGGUAAAUCAGUGUAUCAGUUGAUGGGGUUGGUGUCUGACACCCACGCCUCCAACAGUUCUCGCCCCAUCUUGUUGCCCGCUCGCGCCAGUAUCCGCACGCUCGCAAAAUCGAAUUCAUGGCCUUCCUCCAGCGUGUGACUAGCGACUUGAGACGGUGGGUCGCCUCCCCGAACGGCCCGUCGGUGUUCGAGUACGUGUUAGUGAGCCGUCCUCUUUGGUCUUUGUUGUGGCAAGGACAGUUCUGGCACGGAAUUUGGUAAACACCCGAUUGCUGACGUGCGUCGAGCCACACGUUUAUCUGCAUGAACCUGGUGCGCACGGUAACCGCUGGACGAUGGGUGGUCCCCACGCCUAACCCUGCCGCAACGCGUGCUGUUGAUUCGGACACAUUCUUAAUGUACGGUAGCGAGCGCCAACUUGGCGGUGUCCUCCGUUUGUUCGUCGUGGGCAUGUACGCGUGCAUCGGCUGAUUAAACUCUUCGAGUAGCCGUUUCUUGCCCUGAGAUACCGUACCUCAUGUAAUAUUCCCUCGUGUUCGCUACAGCGUUUUUUUACCCUUUCCAAGAGCGCUGUAACACAGACACGUCUGUACACCAUCGGGUGGUUGCCAUGUUAGCUGAGGACCUGGGUUGUUAGGCGCCUUUUUAUCCACUGUGGUGUUAAUUUCACCACCGGGUCUGCGCGCGAUGAGCACGUCAAGGAAGGGUAAUUGUUCGACUUUCUCUUCUCCUGUGAAGUGGAUGUCGGGGAAGAUGCCGUUAAGCAGGUCAUGAGAGUCCGAUAGUCUUCCUCUCUCAUUUAUGUUGAAUGUGUCGUCCACGUAUCUGUGCCAAAACGCAAGUUCACAAUGGUUUAGAGCGACCUUUUCCAACUUUUGUAGGACAAAUUCCGCAAAUAGGCUGGAUAUUGGGGAACCCAUCGGUGUUCCUUUGAUUUGUUCGUAUGUUCUACCAUGGUGAAAGGGAUCUGCUGAAAGAAUGCAAGAAGUUGUAUUAGAUGCCCACGUUUUAGGGACCCAAUCGGUUCGUCGUACUUCUGUUCGAGCCGUUUACGUAACACAUCGCACGCCACGUCUGGUGGGCUAGAUGUGAAUAGUGAAAGAACAUCGAAGGGUAUUAUAAUUUGGUCAGGUCGGACUGUUUUUCCCCCGAUGUCGACGAGGAAUCGGGAAGCUGAAAUGGUUGAGGUUCCAUAGGCCUCUCGAAGAAAGUUGGGGAGAGUUCGUUACUUGCGCAAGUACACUUUCCUCACACUGGUCUUCUCAGCCAACCCAAGCGCAACAGUGUCAUCUCGUUCGAUGAAUGAUGACAGAUAAAGCCAGCUGACGCAGCACUGGCCAGGCUCUAUGGACUACCCAAAGUCGACAAACCCAACGUCUCCCUGCGACCUAUCUUUUCACUGAUAGGCAGCCCCACAUACAAUUUGGCUAAAUGGGUGGUCCGAUGUUGUCCAUCGUUGCAUUUCAUGACUACCUCAUCUUUCACUUUCCUCUGACUGUUUCUGGUUCUAAGUGAUUGGGGCAGUCGUACUCGUUCUUAAGCAGCUUCUGUUGCCGGCAUUGUGUAAGACGUAGGUUUGGGCAAAACAUGUGUGGUAUGUGUUGAGUGGAGGCCUUUUGCCACACAUCAGCCUUACUUGCGCCAGCUCAUGGUGCCCAAAGGGCAUAGGGGCUGCGAUGGAAGUGAAUGCAGUAAGAUACCAGUGUCACAACACUGAUUCGUGGUGAUAGCACUAUCACGGUAUUCGUGCUAGUAUCGAUAAACUCUGUGUUAAAUACGGCAUGAAUGACAUUAGUUGGGAUAGUAGUAGUAGUAGUAGUAGUAGUAGUAGUAGUAGUAGUAGUAGUAGUAGUAGUAGUAGUAGUAGUGGUAGUCGAAUUAGUAGUAGUAGUCGAAUUAGUAGUAGUAGUAGUAGUAGUAGUAGUAAUAGUCGAAUUAGUAGUAGUAGUCCGCCCGUGAUAGCAGUUGUAGUGGUCCGCCCGUAAGACAGACUGGUAGGGAAAUAAGUAAUUCUAAAUGUUACGACACUGUGUUCCCGCCGUGAAUGCUGUCUAAGUAUCCCACAUCACGCGAAUGCCCCUGCUGUUUUUCGAAGUGAUGGUAAUCCUCUUUGGGAAGGACGCACGAACUACCAUGUGUCUCCAGAUUGCUUGUCAUUUCGGAUGGGCAGGAAAUUCACCGUCUAGGCGCUGCUGACGCCCAGACCAUAAUUCUUCGACUGCCAAAACCCCGGCCAAUACUAGUUCGCCGGACAGUGCUUGUGUUGGGGCGGCUUGACAAAGGGAUCUUUUCCCUUCUGGCUCAGGAGAAUGUUCCCAUCUAGUCCUAUCAAACACGAUUUUAAGGUUGCGCUAUCUUGACGGUUGACAGCUGAAGUCAUGUUCCGCUUAUUUUGCAGCCAUUCUUACCAUGAGGCAUGAGGUGCAUGAGGCACCUCGCAGAUAGCCAGCCAGACAGGUUCAAUCUUCGCGUUGUUUCUGUCGUGCUGGUGUGACUGCUGGAAGAUUAUCAGAUUUGUCCUCACCGUAAUCGAUGAGGGCUAUCGUUUCCAGACUGAGCUUCUGAUUUCAAUGAGCCUGGAAGACGGAUCUUCGCGACGUUCUGUUAGGUUAUGACCAAAUAACGACGGCAACCAACCCACAAAUGGUCGUCCUCGUCGGCCUUACCCCUUUUAGAUAAGAAUUCUAGACCGUCAGUCUGAACAUAGGGCAUAGGAUGUGCUCCAACGAUUGGUGUUUAAAUUUCGAAAAAUUGAUACUGGGCCCAAGUGUCCCACAUUUUUUCAGGAGCAUAUCCUCGAACUCCCACUCCUGCGUCGCUAAGCAACGUAUCCCUUUUUAGUUUACUCUUCCCACUACUGCACUCGAUACCUGCUUCCUGCCCACGGGCUUUGACAACUAGUGCUCCUAAAUCAGGUUCACAUGUCAGCCACGAUUCGUUCAAGUCGCAUUCUCAGCGGCCGUAGAAUGCUUGUAGGUCUCUGACGUCCUUCAGUCCGACCCUCUUUUCUCACUGACUUGCAGCAAGUCGCUUACACCGCUGCGCGAAAUGAUUGCAGGAGGUGGCGCUGGUCUGUGCCAAAUCAUCGUCACUACUCCGAUGGAACUGCUCAAAAUUCAGAUGCAGGACGCUGGAAGGACUGCCAGUGAGUGCUACUUCAUCUUCCCUCAGAUGGAUAGAAACCGUCAAACUUUACUCUGUAGCAUCUAUCCAACUACCGCUUCCCCCUCCCCCCUCCAAAUGACUCUUGGAAUGGAUAUUGUGCCUUCACACGAAAACAUAUCUGUUCAGAGUAACCAGAGGGGUGACAACUGGUCGUGCUGAGUAGCCGACCUCGUUCCACUUCGGCAGGUGCUAAAGCGCGGCUUAUCCUCCGCCCAAUCUUGUGAAUCAUCCACGUCGCUCUUUUCCCACACACGCCAAGUUCCGAUUGGAGGAAAAGUGCAAAUAGUGAGAGUGAGAGCUGUCAGGCCACUGUAGCCUAGUCCUCAGUGAAAGACUGCGUUUUCCUGGCGUUUGGCAGCCUUCCAAGCCACCACCUGGAGCUUUAAGAUCGCUCAAAAUUAUGUUAUAUUUAUUGUGGUGAGAAAACUGCCUUGGAUCCGCCCCACUCCCACUUUCUAUCGUUCUUCAGUGGUAAGUCCGAGGCAAACCGACCUGAGACGGAGUUCGGCGCAUUCGCUGUCUUCAUUGAGCCCCCCUCUUGUGGUACCAUACGCGUAAAGGUCCCUAUAUGCAUACGAACUAGACGAAUGAUAUUGGACCCCACAGCGGGGUUAUCAUAGACUAUAGUAAACUGUAGCCUUUGUGGCCUCCUCGCAUUCUUUCGGCGGAAGAACGAGUUGCAGCCACGAAACUGCAAUUGCAUCCUAUAAAAUCUCCAGCCUCUGUGGGUUCGAUACUCCUAUCUGUUGUUUUCUCUGUAUGGGUUCAAAUGUGAUUUCGAAGCCUCCGGUGAACGGAAUCCCUAUUCUGGCGAUCGAGUUUUUUGUUUUAGGAGCUUCGUAGCAUUGACUGUCAAAUCUACUGGUAGUGAAUCAUCCGAGACUUUUCAGUUGUAAACUCACAAUGAGGAUUUUUGAGGGGCAAGCGAUUUAGGCUUAAGAGGAUGGGGCGCCAGAUACGUAAAUUCAGUUCGUUUUCGUCUGGUUGGGCAUAUUAUAUGACGGCAUGUUUGUAUGUCUGUCUAAAUAGUGUUCAGGUUACUAAACCGGCCGGUGCAAGGUCACGUCGUCUGUAUCGCGACUGCAUAGUUCGCCACAGGUUACUGAUCAAGCCCGAUAGUCGUUUAUUUUACAGCUUGCCAUUGCUGACGGUCGUUUGUGCUCUAUCGCAUAGUAGUAUGCUGUCAGAUGCUCCUUAGAACAGAAAACAGACAGGAUGACAGUCACCGCAUGUAUGUCAACUCUCAUUCGUUCCGCCCAUGACGUGCACUCUAGGGUUGUGUUCUUGCUAGCGGCCUUACUGUUCUAUUUGUCGAAACCCUCUUAUUCGACCCCCAAAAUAACACAACGCAGUGGCCUAAGGGGAAGAUCAAGGUUUAUUCAGGACGAUGGGUUGGAGUUCAGACAGGGUAGAGGACACGCGGAGGUCCUUUGGCGGGGACUGGUUGGCCUGGAGAUGGUCCUUGGUUGAUCCGGCAAGCGAGAUGGGCGAUGACGUUUGGGGGGCGUGGGGUAGGCUUUGUCCGGUCCAACUUGCCCGGACUUGAAUUGUCAUCGGUAUUUAUGGGUCCUCCUGUCAAUGCGGGUAGGUUUAAUGAAUAGACCAGUAGGCAAGAGUCAGUAUGGACAAUGAAAGGGAGAGCUGGUUAGCGCGGCGCCGUGGUGCCGGUGGAUAACCGGCGACGCACUAGGGGGUCUAGAAUGACGAAUCCGAAAUCGGACAAACUGAAUCUGCAUCCCUAUAUUCUUGUCUGAUUCCCUUGUACCAUUGGUUGAGCUCUGAGCGCCGGCUUGGGCAGACUCGCUCGCCGCCGAUGCCUAAAGGUCGUGUAUAACCUGGCGGCCCGCCAAUUGCUGACUCAGGCGCAGGCUUGGUAAGCGAGACUAAUCGGCAGCUUGGCGGUUCCUUGUCGCGGGUGCCAGCCGGGCACCACAUGCCACCUCCCGCGCCCCCCUAGCAGGGUGCGGUUUGCUUUCGUCUGACGGUGUCUUUUGUUUCGCGUCGUCUGUCUAGAUAAAGACCGAAUGCUGUUUGUCUGAAGAUUGUCGUGGGAAUGUCGAACGGAAUUUUAAAGCAUGACUUCAUGUGAAGGACGUGUUGGAAGAAAAAGCUGUUAGUCUAUGCCGGUCCAUCUUCCAAUGUAGGAAAUAAUCACGAUUUUUGCACUGGUUGUUUCAUCUUGUGUGACUCCCCAGCAUUGUCUUUCUAGUUUAGUUGCUUGAAAGCGUGUUUGAAUUUUUCCUGCCUCUUUUUCGUAUACAUUUCUCAGUAUUAGCAACUUUUCCUGUGCCGGUUUUGCGUCCUUUUACUUCGUAGUUGUCUUGUAGUCUAGUCUCGACCUUUAAUGUUUGAUGAAUUGCAAGUUUGAGUCGUUGCGAUUUUUUUCUCGAAAAACACCUUGUUGUUCCUAGAAUAUUAAAGCAGCAAAUUAUCCGUUGCAUUCCGCUUAUUUGCAGAACAUAUGUUGUCGGCUGACAGGUUUUGUAUAUAUUUUGCCCUAUCUAGGAUUACUAUGGAGUUUUUGUUCUCAAUCGGCCAAUCUGAGGCAUGUAGUUUGCAAUGGUCAGUGAAUAGACGUCAAAUGAUCAAAAACCAGAUCAAGUGAAAAUGUUUGUUUCCGCGUCCCAAUGAGAACAGAUGGUCUCAGAACCUUUUUAUGAAUUCUCUUGAUAUUUUAAAGGCCGACAGACAUAUGCCAUUAAAGAUAUUAUUGGUUGAUAUAGGCGUAGUUGGCUUUAAUAGCGCAUCAAUCACCAGGAGAUCAUUUGUCCACGUCCUGCAGUGGCAGGGAAAGAGUGGGUGUUAUUACUGACGGCGACUGUUCUGCGACUCAUUCAGGGGCUGAAACCAGACAUCAACUACUCCUAGAUAGGACAAUUAGGGAACGCAGAGUUUAAAUCCUUACUGUAACCGUAGGCAAAGCCAUUUAUACCCAUACGCACUCAUUUGACGUGCACUAUACUCCGAUUAAUGAAAUUUUUCUCGUUCUUUUAGCGGCCUCUCUGACGGCCAACGGAAGUGCUGUUGCCUCUAGCACGAAUCGCCUCUCUGCGACCCGACUAGCGCUAGGUCUGAUUCGCGAGAAGGGCAUUUUUGGCCUCUAUCGUGGUGUGGGUGCCACUGCCUUGCGUGACGUCACCUUCUCCAUCAUGUACUUCCCCUUGUUUGCACAUUUCGACAAUCUGGUGCGUAAGCUAUGCUUAGCUACCAUCCUCAUUUCUUUCCGGUUGAACGUGUAUACUUUGUUGUGAUCUGGAUGUGACGUUCAAGCCAUGUCAUGUCUGUAGUCACGUGGGAGUGGCAUUAGGCACUUGAUGAGCUGGACUCGGUUUGAAAUCUCGUGUCUUCCCAACCCACAUUAAGCCAUGGCUGCCUAAGGCGACAAGGACGUUAGGAGUGACCAUGCCAGUAUCUUCUGUAUCAGUCUGCAGUGGUUUCAGGCCAUCAUUCUUUACUUGAAACCAGCCUGUCGCGGUCUUCCAAUUCUUUGAAGGCACGAUGAUAUGUUCUCUAAGUCCCUUUGGCCGAAUCUACUUUCGUCGCCCACCAACCAGAUUGGAGCAUGCCGAAGAUUUUUCCCCAUCCGCAGGCGUCACUCUCACUUAAUCUGAACAUUCCACAGUCGACAGAGCUUGGGUCUCCUAGUCAUUAAUUUAUGCUUGGACUGUGACAAUCAUGCCUAUUUCCCUCAAUAAACUGAACUGAACAACGCAAGUUAGAUAUUGUCAAGGAGACCUGACCUCAAACGGACUGCGGUGUUGUCGCUCUAGACCAAAACAGGAGCUGUAUUGGCCCAUGACAUGCGCUAUUGGGAUUGUAGUGAGUCUGCGUGAGUCCUUACUUGUCGCGCGUGUGUAAAACUUGUUGAAAAGAGGCUCACAUCAAGUCAAUCGCCGCACUCAAUAUCAUUUCCAGUUGGUUGACGGUGUCGAACAAGUCAUUGAUGCAUAAGAAUAUGACCGACGCUGAGGUACCUUCCUCAUGUCAAUUCAGAGCAUUUCUCACUGCAGUAAAUUCUAUGCGCUUGGGGCUAAUGAAAGACCAAAGUCCUGUCUUGGACGGUUUCAAACCGGCGGUAUAACUUGGACCUCCCAUGGAACGAUGACCAGAUUGCCGUGACUCUCCUUAAGUGAGUAUGUCAGGACUAAAGUCUACUUCUAUCCGGACGCCGAGACGGCACAAACCCCCCUCGGGUGCGGUGGCCUCGUUAGCAUAGGUGCAGGCUAUCCUUUGCGCCCUCAGGUGGCUUGUAGCAUAACGUUCUUCAGGAAAGGCUAACUGCGAAGUAAACAUCUCUGAAGUUUGACGAAUAAGCAGUCGUUGUCCGCAACAUAGUGCGUUCAGCGUGACGGGACAAAUGUCUGCCAUUCAACGAGACCUCAUCUGCCAUCCUACACAGUCCCCGAACCUUGAUCUGUUGUUCCGUGAGGUAGAUGGAGACAUGUGUCUGAGCUUUUGGUUAGUACUUGUGGUGUGUGAUAAAUCGUGCAACGUGUAUAAUCAGUGUUUUUACUUUUCCUUUCUCUGUUUGUGCAGGGUCCUCGAAGGAAAGACGGAAAGGGAAUUGUCUUCUAUUGGUCUUUCCUUUCUGGUUGCUCUGCAAGCACUAUAGCAGCCUUCUUAGUGACACCGAUGGAUGGUGAGCGUCGCAACCCUCUUUUUACUUAUUUAUUACUCUGCGUUAUGAGUUACUGUGGUGGGUGCCUCAUAGGGUGCGAUUUAGGAGUUUCCUUCUGCAGCAGGUAUCAUACCGCGUCAUUACUAACGAGAAAUUGGCUGCUUAGCCUUUGGGUCAUUCUCAGCCAUGGGACAACCGAACCACGCAUCGUCUCUUGCUCUGUCCGUCACUUUUCACACUGGCUACUUUUUAUAAAUCCCUUACGGAAGGCAAGGUUUUGGACUUAAAAGGCCGCCGCAUGCCAGUAAAUAGUGUUACAGAAUUCUUUUAACUCUCGUGGUAAUCUAUUGACCACUCCAUGAUUUAGCCAAUCAACGCCGAUUUCGUCCAAUGCCCGCUGGCCAGCUCAGUUUUGGAUGUACUGUUGUUUUGAGUCAUCUUAACUCUCAGGUAGAGGAUGAAUGAUCAUGCUUUUUACAGAAAAUUACUGCGUUCCUGCGAAAAUUUAUUAGUUCUCACCUGUUGGGACUUAUCUACAGGUUUAGAACCCGAUCAACUUUCAGGCUUGUAUUUGUCGGUGAAUUUAGAGAGAAGUUAUAAUCCUUAGUCUCUCCUUCGUUCUGCAUUUGUAGUUGUGAAGACCCGAUUACAAACCCUCUCUCACAUCAAGGGUGAGGCUCGGUUCGAUGGCAUUCUUGAUUGUUUUGUGUAAGUUUUAACUUUAUUCCAUUUGCUUUCCGUACGAAACUUACUUUCGGCUACCCUGAAAUGCGUUUUAUGUGUGAUGUCCUAAAGGCAUCUGUAUUAUCCAUCUGUUCCUGAGGACUUGGGUAGAAGGCUUUCCCAAGCUUUCCUCCCCUUUGCUACAAUUACCGGUCUCUACCCCCGUCUCAUAUCUACCCGACUUGACAACCUCACCAAUAGUUUGUGGUAGAAGAGGAAAGAUAGUGGCGCUCACUGCGUCAUUUCCUCAUUAUAAUGAGUUCGACACGCAUUUAAUUUGUCAGGCCAGGACGUCAGGAACUCCGCCCAAGUGGAGUAUGACUGUUAGCGUAGUCGAGAGCUUUCCUGUGCACCCUCCUGUGGCAAAUAGUUUAACGACCGUCGGCAAUGGCAAGCUGUAAAAUAAACGACUAUCGGGCUUGACCAAUAACCUGUGGCGAACUAUGCAGUCGCGAUACAGGCGACGUGACCUUACACCGGCCGGUUUAGUAACCUGAACACUUAUUUGGACUGGCAUACAAACAUACCGUCGUAUGAUAUGCCCUGCCAGACAAAAACGAACUACAAGAAAUAAUUUUCGACUGAAUUUACGUAUCUACCUCCCCAUCCUCUUAAGCUUAAAUCGCUUGUCCCUCAAAAAUUCUCAUUGUGAGCUUACAACUAAAAAGUCGCCGAGGAUUCACUACCAGUACAUUUGAGAGUCAAUGUUAUAAGGCCGCUAAAAAAACCCGGUCGCCAGAAUAAGGAUUCCGUUCACCGGAGGCUUCGAAAUCACAGUGGAACCCAUACAAAGAAAAACAACAGAUAGGAGUAUCGGACCCACAGAGGCUGAAGAUUUUAUAGGAUGCAAUUGCAGUUUCGUGGCUGCAACUCGUUCUUCCGCCGAAAGAAUGCGAGGAGGCCACAAAGGCUACAGUUUACUAUAGUCUAUGAUAACCCGGAUGUGGGGUUCAAUUUCAUUCGUCUAGUUCGUAUACAUAAAGGGACCUUUACGCCACAAGAAUGGGGGCUCAAUGAAGACAGCGAAUGCGCCGGACUCCGUCUCAAGUCGGUUUGCCUCGGACUUACCACUGAAGAACGAUAGAACGUGGGAGUGGGGCGGAUCCAGGGCAAUUUUCCUCCAAUCGGAACUUGGCGUGUGUGGGAAAAGAGCGACGUGGAUGAUUCACAAGAUUGGGCGGAGGAUAAGCCGCGCUUUAGCACCUGCCGAAGUGGAACGAGGUCGGCUACUCAGCACGACCAGUUGUCACCCCUCUGGUUACUCUGAACAGAUAUGCUUUCGUGUGAAGGCACAAUAUCAAUUCCAAGAGUCAUUUGGAGGGGAUGGGGAAGCGGUAGUUGGAUAGAUGAUACAGAGUAAAGUUUGGCGGUUUCUAUCCAUCUGAGGGAAGAUGAAGUAGCACUCACUGGCAGUCCUUCCAGCGUCCUGCAUCUGAAUUUUGAGCAGUUCCAUCGGAGUAGUGACGAUGAUUUGGCACAGACCAGCGCCACCUCCUGCAAUCAUUUCGCGCAGCGGUGUAAGCGACUUGCUGCAAGUCAGUGAGAAAAGAGGGUCGGACUGAAGGACGUCAGAGACCUACAAGGAUUCUACGGCCGCUGAGAAUGCGACUUGAGCGAAUCGUGGCUGACAUGUGAACCUGAUUUAGGAGCAUUAGCUGUCACAGCCCGUGGGCAGGAAGCAGGUACCUAGUGCAGUAGUAGAAAAAGGAAAGGGAUACGUUGCGUAGCGAGGCAGGAGUGGGAGUUCGAACAUAUGCUCCUGAAAAAGUUUGGGACACUGGGGCCCAGUAUCAAUUUUUCGAAAUUUAAGCACCAAUCGUUGGGGUACAUUCUAUGCCCCAUGUUCAGACUGACGGUCUAGAAUUCUUAUCUAAAAGGGUAUGGCCGACGAGGACGACCAUUUGUGGAUUGGUUGCUGUUGUUAUUUGGCCAUAACCUAACCGAAGGUCGCGAAGAUCUGUCUUGUGGGGUCACUGAUGACUAAAUUCCAGAAAUUUGCUCGUAAGCAACGUGGGACCACUUUUACUCCGACAUAGAAUUUUUCUUUAUGGGCGAUGACUACGACCCUGUGGAAUAUUGACGAUCCUAAUCACCGAUUUUGUGUUCAUUCGUGCUACGGUGGUCGUCGCAAGUAACGAAACAUUUUCUGUUAUUCUUUCAUGGUUCUCUCCAUACGGAAACUAGCUAUGAUUCCUGUCACCCCCUGUGGAAUUUCGCCCCUCAGUGAAAAAAAUUUGAUACGUUAAGUAUUUGAGCCUCCCAGUUUACUUUGUUUAAUUUCUAAUAUGGUCUUCAUAUGAUGGUUUAAUUUGCACCCGUUGAAAGCGCGAAUAAAGGUUUCGUCCAUCCACCAACCUAACAGCAGUGUGUGAUUUAGAGAAAGUUUCAGCGCAAUGUAUGAAACGGGCAUGCACUUUUAUAUAAUAUACAAAGGACAUACUCGUUCAGCGAGUUUAUUUAUGUGCAGUUUUAUGAAAAAAUAUCAAAUGGCCAAUCGCAGUUUGCGUUGGUCGGUCGUAUGUGGUAAAUGCAAACAUCUGACGUCUAACGUGAACUCUACGGCCUCCACAUUAUGCCGUAGCGGGCAAGACUGGUGAGCCUCACUGGCUGUAAUCCAAAUGGUACGUGGUUGUUGUGAAUUUUGUUUAUUGGCCUGCCACGAUGCGCGAAAUAUUAUUGUGUCACAUGCAGGACUCUUGUGACUUAAUUUAUUAACCGAAACGAAACAGUAUGAAUUAAAAGUCCACAUUUUGCUCUUAACUGUACAGUCUUCUGUCACUAAAUGUAUCAAUCAUGCCCGUGGGCUUCUCAACCCUGUUCCGUUAAUAUGCAUUAAUCAAAGUAAGGACAUUUUAUAUAAGUAGCUUUGACACGCCAGGUAUAUUUUUCGUUCGCGUUAAUCAGGUUAGUUAAGGUGUGAACAUGCGGGUUCUUUACGAUGCGGAGAAUGCAUUUGGCUUAAAAAUCGCGAUUUUUAAAUCUGUAUAUUUUUGUGUUGUAAGACACUAAAUCCAACGGGCAAUCUGUCUCUUUAUCACAGCGACGACGUCCAAGCAUAAUCGAUUGGUAGAAGAGAUGUCCACUGGAAGGGAUUUAUUCGAGGCCUGGAGUGUAGAGUAAAGAUUUCUUCUAUCUCCAGAAACUGAUGUGCUCUCUGCACACCUGUCAUAUUAUAUCCAACUAGUUUAAAAAUGACCACGAUGUUGCCUAGUAUGCCUUAACCACUUGGCUACAUGGCACGUUGCAACACAGAUUUUGCGCGGUUUACUCGUCGACUAAUACUGUAGCUGGCUUCUCUCAUCAAAUAUUAACCGAAAUUUUUUUUGUGUUUUCCAUUACUUCGGUGGGACUAUAACAUUGACUGUCAUGCAGCAUAAUCUCAAGGUAUUUCCGUCAUGCCUGGAUAUCAGCUACUAAAUGAGCUUACUUCUGAUCGUUUGGGAAAACCACUCUUGUUGAAGAAAUGUCUGCUUUGUACAUUACAGAAAGCAUGCACAAAAUAUUCAUUCUUGUGCUCAUUUGGUAAAAAAUUGUAUCCUACUCAAAUUUUAUGCUCGACGAAGGGAUAUCUUUCGGUUUUAGAACAUCGAUUCCCAACUAAUUUUGAACCCGACUUGCAUUUUAAUUUGCGCCUAAGGUUUCCAAACUACAUGCUGUAUGCUUUCCAUGUAGGGAAUAUCACAUUUCUCUACGCCGUCAAACAGAUGUCAUAUAGGACCCGUAAGAUUUUGCAGUGAAUGUGAAAGAUCUUGCGUACUUUAUAAACAGCACUUAUGAACAGACAUAAUGCUGUAUGAAUGAACAUUUCACAGUCUUAGAAAACUCAUAAUAACGGAAUUUCUAAAACCAGGGAAGUACUCUUUUUCUUGUGUAAAAUUUGAAGAAGACGCAGUUUUCUACAAAAUGGGUGCAAGAAACUAUUUUUGUACAUGCUUCUAUAGCAUAUAUUUGGAUUUAGGAGGGCAUCGAAAAUGAGUGCGAAAGUGCUUACUACCCAAGUAGGUGUUUUCUUCCCGAGUGCGGCUUUUGCAGGUGAUCGAAAGGAAGCGCAUUCGAAAGCCGACAUCCUGCUGUGAUCGAAAUAUCUUGAGAUUAUGCAGUACGAUAAUCAAUAUUACAACCCCUUUUCAGUAAUCCUUCCUAGUCGGAAACACAGUUAGGAAUUUUGGUCAACAUUUCAUGAGAUAGGCCACCUACUGUAUGCACAUUAAAAGGGUAGUGCGUGCUGCGCGAGAACUAGUUUAGUAUUUAUGGGGCCACCCGACAGAACGUUGGAAGUGGGCCAGUAAUGUAGGAAAGAGGGCGAAAACGGCCCUAAAGUGGACGGGGGUUUAUUUUGUUAAAUACAUCAGAGUACCAUUAUCACUCUGGUACCAGCCUGCAGGGGUACAAUUUGUCAAAUUUUCACCUGACCUCCAGAAGGGGAUUAAAACAUCCGUUUUCAGAAAUUAAAUACUAUAGAAAAGGUUUUCUAAAGUACAAAAUUUGCAACGGAGCAUGCUCGCCGCAGUUGUUUGUUGUUUAAGCGUAUUGCUCAUGACGAUGUGAUUUUCAAAUCAUUUUAAAAUACGGCUCAAACGUCCAACUGCAACAGAACUCCCCUAAGGCCACACUACGUCGAUAAAUGCCUUAAGAUCCCUCCUAACAUGAUAGCAUCAAUAACUACAGUGAGUGACCGAUCUCAUGAAAUGUUGGCUGAAAUUCUGAAAUGCGUUUUCGAUUAGGAAGGAUUACUUGGGCGCGGUUGUAAUACCGAUUAUUUUGCGGCAUAAUCUUAUAACAUUUCGGACUCGGUAGGAUGUCGGCUUUUGAACACACUGCUUUUCAAUCUCCUGUAGAAACUGUACUGGGUAAAAAAUGACUGCUUAAGUAUCAUGCAUUUUCCCAUUGAUUUUCGAUAGUCUUGCACAUUCAAAUAUAUCUCAUAGGAACCAUAAACAAAAAUAUGCUUUCUUUCAGUCAAUUAAUAAACAAUCAUGUCUUCUUUAUAUUUUAGACGCAAGAAAGGAAUAUCAUUAGGUUUUCAAAAAGUUUCUAACUAUGAGAUUUUGUAAGACCUCGCAAUGUCCAUCCACAUAGCACCGUACCUCGCCGUUUACACAGCUCCUCAUAAAAUGUACAACAUAGCCCGCAUCCAUUACAAAAUUUUAUGGACUCUGUAUGAUAUCUUUUUAAUGGCAUAGAAAAAUAUGUGAUUUCCUUUACGCUCAACGCAUGCACCUUAUAGACUGAAAUCAGUAAGCGCUAAUACAACGAAUGAUAAGGCCAAACUAGAAGAUGAUUUCGUUUGUUCAAUUGUACAAGCUCUUCACAGGAUUGAAAUUUUUCGUUAGGUAACAUGUUGAUAGGCCGGUUGGUGACUUAGAAAUUAUAAUAUAAUUAACAGUCGUAUCAUUAUAUGCAUCAGGAGACGUAUUCUUCUGUGAGAUUGCCGUGUUUUAUGGAGACGGUAGAGUCCUUGAGCACAAAGGCGUCCCUGAGGUAUCAGUGCAUAUUUGACGGUUUUCGAUGUUUCCUAUCGAUUGCUCAAACGUAUAGAUUCUAGUUUUCGGUUAUUAAAACUCCAUGUAAGACGGGACGUAAAAGCUUUUGCUCGUGUGGUGGGUCGUUAGGCUUCCCUUUUUGCUCCAGAUGACCGAACAUACUUUGUUUUGGGACAGCGUCCGUUAUCUGCUUGAUUCUAGUCCCGUAUUAUAUGAUUAUAACGUUUCGCUACAGUGGGCAUAUGAGUACUAUAAUAAUCUUCAAACGGCAAACGCGAUACCCGUUCAGUUUCUAAGUUACUUAUUAGUUGAGAUCAAACCUCACAAGAAACAUUUUACCGUAUACUCCAGUUUAAAUGGCUGUUUGAGAGGAAUGGUCGCUUCGCGUUUUCUUGUGUAAUUUUAUGGGCCAGGCGCCGGAAAGUGGGAUAUUCCUUCACCUGCUAGGCAAAUACGCUGGAUUCUUAGCAAUAGAAAUUGCCCGGAUAUAAAGGGAGACUAGCUUUCGUCCAAAAUGAGCAUUUUUGUUAAUGAAAACUGCAUGGUCAGAUAACUAAAAUCUACAACGUCCGCGGUACCCCAAGCUGACUAUUUAGUUUUCGGUCAUCAUCUCCCUCUGUCUUCUAGGAAAACGUUCCGGGCUGAAGGUUUGCGAGCACUUUUCAAAGGCGCAGGUUGCCGCGUCCUGGUGAUGGCACCCCUCUUUGGUAUCGCACAGACGGUCUACUAUCUGGGCGUGGCCGAAUAUCUGCUCAGUUUUGGAUUCAAACGUUUCGACUAA